Messenger RNA from Perca fluviatilis (European perch), 5017 nucleotides. It is a transcript of the gene lrfn5a, whose product is annotated as leucine rich repeat and fibronectin type III domain containing 5a. The record is from RefSeq and is a predicted model, not a curated record. Gene Ontology annotation, molecular function: protein binding. The transcript has 12 exons. NCBI's taxonomy places the organism in Eukaryota, Metazoa, Chordata, Actinopteri, Perciformes, Percidae. The coding region runs from base 1389 to 3992 and encodes 867 amino acids.
CUAUACGGAUUAACGGUGCGGGAGAAGCGACCGGUGCGGAGGAUUGAGGAUCAGCGGGACUGUGCCGUUAAGAUUUCGGUGUAAAUGACCGGAAGACAGCUUUUCUGAGACGUUACCUGGUCUUUAUUUAAUUGUAUUCAAAUAUAUUCUAUUCUGUUAUUUUCUUUUCUAUUCAAUCUACUCCAGACUGCAGAGGAGACGCACAGAGUCGAGUUAACAGAGGGUGAACGACGUAAGCAGGGACUCAGAGACAGAGAGAGAGAGAGAGAGAGGGAGAGAGAGAGGGAGAGAGAGAGAAAGAGAGAGCGAGAGAGAGGGAGAAGGAGGAAGAGCGAGAAGCUCGCGACUGUGAAGUUAAUAUCCAAAAAUCCGUCAUUGCAAAGGUGUAACGUCUCCAACAAAGCAGGACAGCUACUACUGUGGAUUUUUAGAAAUGUUUGAGAAACUCUGCCUAACCCGCCGAAAUGUUUUACUGGAAUAAUUAGACUUUUCCGCCCUUUUGCCUGGGAUAUUUUUCCUUGUGGUGGAAUUCGUCCUGUUUCACCUGCACGAGGACAGCGACCGGUGGGAAAGGAGGAGGGAGAGGAGGCACCGCCGAGAAGAAGAGGAGAAAAAGAUAAGAAAAGAGGCGGUUGAAGGGGAGGGGGGAAUCAUUUCAGUUUCUUUCGGAUGGGAUUCUUCCCUCACCCCGCGGAUGGAGGGAUGAAACCGGGAGAAAAAAGACGGGGAGAGAGAGAAAGAGAGAGGAGGGAGAAGAGGAGGAUGUAGUCAGGCGUUGUGAGAAUACAAAACGGACGCACCCCUCUGGAAGACAGGAUUGAACUCUAAACCUAUACGGAAUUUACAGCCACCCAAAGGAUAUUACACAUAUUUACCUCGAUAUAUACAUAUGUGGGGCAUAUUCUCUUACCUGGAACCUAUCUGUGUGGAGUUACAACAAGAAUCACCACAACCGUUCAAAGGAUGGGAUUUGAAAAGAUAAUUGCGCCCUGACACCCAGUGAACGAAGGGACCGUAACAUCCGGAAAGAGAUGGAGAUGGAUGCGAACUCGGCUGGAAAAAGUAGAAAACCAGAUGCUACACUGCAGUGUAUCAACUUUCUGAGCUAUAUUGAUGUUAGGAUUCAAAUUAUGUCUUCUUCCAGUUUGUGACGGGAGGCGAUUUCUGCAUGAAAGUCAGACAUGCUUCACGCUAUGCAUCAACACUUCCUGCAUUGGCACUGAAGGUUGGCACCGGACGUACAUCGUGAGUGAGUGAAACCAGAAAGAAGAUUUUGGACGUUUACCCUCAUCCAUGAUGUUAUAGCCGUGAUAACAUGUGAAUCCUGAAGAAGAGUGUUAUCCGCUUUUACAUCUCUGAAGGUGUCGUGUCCAGGUGGGGUGGUAAUCAUGGAGAGGCUGUGGCUGUGUGUGAUGCUGGCAGUCGCCAUGGCAGUGCGGGCACAGAUCUGCCCGAAGCGCUGCGUAUGUCAGAUCCUGUCACCUAACCUGGCGACCCUCUGCGCCAAGAAAGGCCUACUGUUUGUACCGCCGAACAUUGAUAGGCAUACAGUGGAGCUACGGCUUGCUGACAACUUUGUCACAAGUGUGAAGAGGAAAGAUUUUGCAAAUAUGACACGGCUGGUGGACCUAACAUUAUCCAGAAACACCAUCUCCUACAUCACACCUCAUGCCUUUGCCGAUUUGGAAAACCUCAGAGCUCUACACCUCAACAGUAACCGGCUGACGAGGAUAGGCAAUGAUACAUUUUGUGGGAUGUCGAAGCUUCACCACCUGAUUCUGAACAACAACCAGCUGAUGCUGAUCCACCAGGGUGCAUUCAACGACCUGCUGGCACUGGAAGAAUUGGACCUCAGUUACAAUAACUUGGACACUAUUCCUUGGGAGGCCAUCCAGAAAAUGAUUAGCCUCCAUACGUUGAGUUUAGACCACAAUAUGUUGGACUUCAUUCCAGAGGGAACAUUUUCUCUGCUACAGAAACUCAACCGGCUGGACGUCACCUCUAAUAAACUCCUGAAGCUGCCGCCGGACCCACUUUUUCAACGAGCACAGGUCCUGGCCACAUCAGGGAUCAUGACCUCCACUUCUUUUGCAUUAUCAUUCGGUGGAAACCCUCUCCACUGCAACUGUGAGUUACUGUGGCUGCGAAGGCUAAACAGAGAGGACGACCUGGAGACGUGCGCUUCACCCCAACACCUCUCUGGCCGAUACUUCUGGUCCAUCCCUGAGGAGGAGUUUCUCUGCGAACCUCCACUCAUCACCAGAUACUCCCAUGAGAUGCGGGUGCUUGAAGGGCAGAGAGUUAUACUCAGGUGUAAGGCAAGAGGUGACCCAGAGCCAGCAAUCCACUGGAUCUCUCCCGAGGGCAAACUGGUGUCUAACUCCUCCAGAACAUUGGUCUACAACAACGGGACCCUGGACAUCCUCAUCAGUACAGUGAAAGACACAGGCUCCUUCAGCUGCAUCUCCUCCAACCCUGCCGGUGAAGCCCACCAAACAAUAGACCUGGUUAUUAUAAAACUCCCCCACAUCUCCAACAACACCAACAACAUCCAGGAGCCCGACCCGGGAUCGUCAGACAUUUCCACGUCAACCCGAGGCGGAGCCAACGGGAGCAACGUGACGGGUGACGUUAAAGGCGCGGCGGAUAAGAGGGUUGUAACGGCCGAGGCCACGUCAUCGACAGCGCUGAUCAAGUUCAACUUCCAGAGGAAUAUUCCGGGCAUAAGGAUGUUCCAGAUACAAUACAAUGGGAGCCAAGAUGACUCGCUGGUUUACAGAAUGAUCCCCCCAUCAAGCAAAAACUUCCUGGUCAACAACCUGGCAGCAGGGACCCAGUACGACCUCUGCGUGCUGGCCAUCUACGAUGAUGUCAUCACCUCUCUGACAGCAACACGUGUGGUCGGCUGUGUGCAGUUCACCACCGAGUCAGAGUACAUGAGGUGUCAUUUUAUGCAGUCUCAGUUCCUCGGCGGGACUAUGAUCAUCAUCAUCGGAGGGAUAAUAGUGGCUUCGGUGCUCGUUUUCAUCAUCAUCCUGAUGAUACGGUACAAGGUGUGUAACCCUGGUGAGGGUGGUAAAGGCGUUUCAUUGUCGAUGACCAACGUUCACUCACAGACCAACGGGCAGCAGUCCCAGGGAUGCACUGUGACUCCAAGCUCCUCUAAACACGGCUCAAUCGGAUUAGACGACCUCUCAGGAGGCACAAAGAAAAGGAGUGGAGCAGGAGGAGGAAGAGGAGGGGGCAAGGAUACGGUGACUCAGUCGUCCGACUCAUCCCUGCCUGAUUGCUCCACGACUACGUCAGUUCUCAGCCAGCCUUGGGCAGCCAAAAGCCCAACAGCUGGAGCCGAGGAACGGGAGAAAGCGGGUGAAGAGAGAGCUCAAGCUGACGUCUCGUCGCCCACCGGCACCAGCGGUUCCCUAACCAAGCCAAAGCGGAAGCCCACUCCAAGUAAGCCAGGCUCGGCUUGCGCCAACACCUCGGCUACUCCUGAAAACCUCCCCUCUCCUCGCCCUCCUUCCUCCUCCUUCUCCACCGCCUCCUCUGCUCUCCUCCCCUCCUCCCCUCUGGAGAACCUCAACACCAACCGCAACAACUCCACCUCUCUCAACCAAACCCCGCCUCCCUUUGUCCCUUCCUUUUUCUCCAGCCCUCUCGCCACCCCGAGCCCCGUCCCUUCCAUCCGUUUUAGAGAGACGCCCAUCUUGCGCAGGGCUCCUCGCGCAGGCACCUCAGCCUCCGCCAAGUACCAGACUCUCCCUGUGGAGGAGGCAGGGAGGAGCAGGGGCAGGAGGAGGUACUCGCUUAGUGAAGGAGGCUCAAAGACUCACUCGUCCCAUCAGGGAGCAGGAGGAGCUCCCAAAAUAGGGCGCAUAAUGCGGGACAAAAGGAGCCAAUCAAUGAGCGGGAUGCUACUCCCAAAAGAAGGGGAUGGAGACUCGGACAAGGGCCGGUGCGAUUCGGACUGGAUCUUAGAAAGCACGGUUUGAACUGGAAUGCGACAGCAACCAUAAAAUAAACUUUGGUUUAUCCAUUUUUGUUUAUCUAACGUAUAAGUGUAUGUCUGAGGUUUUGUGUGUGUGUGUGUGUGUGUGUGUGUGUGUGUGUGUGUGUGUGUGUGUGUGUGUGUGUGUGUGUGUGUGUGUGUGUAUUAGUUUGAAUGUGUCUAGAAUGGUGUAUGAGUGGAGCUAAUGUGUGUUUGUGACAUAUGAAACUGUGUGUGUUGCCAUUUAGGAUGUGCGUUUUUUGGUGUGUACUGUACUGUAUGUGUGUGUUCAUGUUUGAACCUUUCUUUAUAAAUGUGUGAGAGGUUGAUUUUGUUUGUGGGUGAAAGCGUGAACAUACCUUUAAUUUUCCAGCCUGUUUUUUUUCUUCUUUUUUUUUCAUAAUUUUUUGCCACAAUUCUUUGUAUUGGGUUUACAGUUUUUUUCACGUUGACAGUUUCCUAUCUCUUGUUUCAGUCUGUCAUUCAGCGAGUGGCUAUCUCGCCUUGUCUCGUAGCGUCCUCGAGUUGUCUCGGUUCCACUUUAUAGCACAAAAUAAAACAAGACAAUGGGCUUGCCACGUUAUUUCCGGAUUCACACUCACCUUAUCUGAAAAUACCACGAAAAGGGAACAAUUACAGGUAAAAAGAGGAAAAAUAAAAACAAUACAAGAACUGCAAAGCACACCAUUACAACGUCCACAAGCCCACAGGAAGUGUGUAUCAAUACUGCGGCAAGAGAAUAGCAGUCGGUGCCUUCUUUUGCACUAACAGACCCUCUGACAGAUGAUAUAACCGGAUUUGGGACUCCACCACGCUCCCUGAACGAGGGAUUAGGACGGAGGGGGCAAACAAAAAGGAAGAGAGAGAUUUCACACAUAGCCUUUCUUACCUACUGAGGAGCACAGACGUUUCUUGACAUAUAGAUGGACACAAACUGAGACAAAAAAGUAAGAAACAGAUGAAGACUUUUAACGGACCUCUUAUGAAAUUGAUAUUUUUUAAAGGGAAGAAUAAAAAAAAAAAAAAAAA